AUGCCCCUCAGAAUCGUUCCGCCUUCGCCUUUUAGUUCCCGCUUCACGGCUUCGGUCAGCGCUCAUCUGCGCGGUAAAGUCAGCACUCUCACCGCCCCGCGCUUCGCGGUCCCCUUCACCUCUUCCGCCUCCCUCUUCCCCGCAAUGGCUGCGCGCAAGCCCCGCCAAGCCACGCUCGCUGCGUUCUUUUCCGCGCCCAAGCGAAUGCGCGCGAACGGGACGUCCCCGCCACGGGGAAACAACCCCGCUCCCUCCCCUUCCUCGGACGCGAAUCCUGCGCGUGUCGUGGAGGAGAACGAGCGCGCCGCGCCAAGAAACUGCGCCGACACGAGUCAGAUACGACUUAACAGCGGCAGCGACAACCUUCCCCGGAUAAACCCGGCCCAGUCUUCCCCGCCUAGGUCUCCGCGCGCCAAAUCUCCGCCUGGCUUCGCCGCCAGGAGUGUUACUCCCACGCAGUCUCCGUCCCUGGGAGCCAGCGCAAGCGCAAGCCGGGGAAACUGCAGCGGCGUCCCGCUCACUCCGCCGACGCCGCCUGCGGAUGCGGCGGCUGGCGCGCAAGCGGGGAAGUUUCCCCCGCUAAAAUCGCUGCUGCGCGAGCCGUCAUGGGCGGCAGCGCUUGGACGGGAGUUCGACGAGCCGUACAUGCGGCGGCUCCAGGCGUUUCUGGACGAGGAAGUUUCGCGGAAGGAGCGCGUGUUUCCUCCUGCUGCUUCGGUGUUCGAGGCGCUGAAUCGGUGCCCUAUGGAGAAAGCGAGGGUUGUGAUUAUAGGACAGGACCCAUACCACGGCCCAGGGCAGGCUGUGGGGCUGAGUUUCUCGGUGCCACGUGGCACGCCGCUGCCGUCGUCGCUGCAGAAUGUGUUCAAGGAGAUGCGCAGCGACGGCAGCAUUGCUGCCAUGCCGGCGCACGGCUGCCUGCGCCACUGGGCCGACCAGGGAGUGCUUCUCCUCAACACAGUGUUGACCGUGAGAGCCCACGAAGCCAAUUCACACGCCAAGAAGGGGUGGGAGCAAUUUACAGAUGCCACGAUUUGUGCACUUGCCUCGCAGCGACCCAAAACCACUUCUUCGGCCUCCUCUCCCUCUCCCCCUCUCAUCUUCCUCCUCUGGGGUAAUCAUGCCAAGACCAAGGCAAAGGUGAUUCCUCCUGGCUCAAACGUGGUCUUGCUAUCUUCAGCACAUCCAUCGGGCCUGAGUGCGCACAGGGGAUUCUUUGGUUCAGCGUAA
Messenger RNA from Closterium sp. NIES-65, 1230 nucleotides. NCBI's taxonomy places the organism in Eukaryota, Viridiplantae, Streptophyta, Zygnematophyceae, Desmidiales, Closteriaceae. The record is from the annotation of a GenBank genome assembly.